Messenger RNA from Colletotrichum abscissum, 330 nucleotides. RefSeq lists its product as uncharacterized. Lineage: Eukaryota; Fungi; Ascomycota; Sordariomycetes; Glomerellales; Glomerellaceae. The transcript has a single exon. The record is from RefSeq and is a predicted model, not a curated record. Bases 1 to 330 code for a protein of 109 amino acids.
AUGGCCGCGCCUGAACCGCGAAACCUGCGUGUCUGUAGAAUAUGUAAGCCCGUAGGUAGACCCCGCGUUGUUCAUCCUGGCAUCCGCCGCUGGAAGAUCCAAUACGCAACAGAUUUCCAUCCACCAAUUCUCGACAUGUUUAGAUCAAUGAUUAGACAGCUCUGUUGCAUGCGCUGUGGCAGGGAGACCGAGCUCACUCCGACUGACGACCUCAAAGACGCGGGCAUGAUUGAGAUCGGGCACAACUUGUAUUACUGCUUCACAUGUGCCAAUGUGACGGGCCAUCCAAAGGCACCAGGAGCUGCCAAGCUACCGAAGCACACCAAAUGA